Cornus florida is the source of this 1753-nucleotide messenger RNA. Its product is annotated as probable carboxylesterase 11. Bases 238 to 1485 code for a protein of 415 amino acids. Gene Ontology annotation, molecular function: hydrolase activity. The transcript is spliced from 2 exons. Lineage: Eukaryota; Viridiplantae; Streptophyta; Magnoliopsida; Cornales; Cornaceae. The record is from RefSeq and is a predicted model, not a curated record.
GACUAAUACACAAAUUAUUCAAACGCGGUCUCUCUCUCUCUCUCUCUCUACUCUCUAGAAGAGUAGAAUUACAACAACACGCCUUUUACAAAUUAUAUGAUAAUUUGAUUUGAAAUUGAAGCAGUCUCUUCUCUGAUUUGUUAAUGUCGUCUCCAUAAAAACGUAUAAUUUCAUCCUUCAUGAAUACUUUUAAAGAACUCUCUCUCUCUCUCUCUAAAUCUUUCUCUCUCUAGAGACAUGCCAAGCGUGUCCGUGAAGCUCUACAGCAUACUCUACAAAUUCCUUCUCAAAAAGCGAUUGCAGAGCCUAAUUGAAGCUUCUCUUCAGCCCAACACCACCGCCAACCCAUUCGGCGUCACAUCUCGGCCCGAUGAAUCGGUCGCUCCUGCUAACCCUUCCUUCUCUGACGGCGUCGCCACCAAAGACCUCCACAUCGACCCCUUAACCUCUCUCUCCCUCCGAAUUUUCCUCCCCGAAAACGCCCUUUCCACCACCAACUCCGUCCUCCCACCUAGGGUUAGAGUUAGGGCUUCGACGAAUUCUCCCAAUACUUUGAAGCAGGAUUUUGGGGAUUAUAGGGGUUAUUCGCCGGCGAUAGAUAAAAGGCUGCGUAGAUUGCCGGUGAUUUUGCAAUUUCAUGGUGGAGGGUUCGUCAGUGGGAGCAAUGACUCGGUUGCGAAUGAUUUGUUUUGCAGACGAAUCGCAAAAUUGUGUGAUGCGAUUGUUGUAGCAGUCGGGUAUAGGCUUGCGCCAGAGAGUCGGUACCCUGCGGCGUUCGAGGAUGGGAUAAAGGUGUUGAAUUGGCUGGGGAAGCAAUCCAAUUUAGCCGAGUGCAGUAAAUCACUUGAUGGGGACCUCAGGAGAUGGAUCGUUCAUAAGCAGAUUGUUGAUGGUUUCGGAGCAUCUAUGGUUGAGCCCUGGUUGGCUGCUCAUGGAGAUCCUUCAAGGUGUGUUCUCCUUGGAGUGAGCUGCGGUGCAAACAUUGCAAAUUAUGUUGCUCGAAAAGCUGCAAAGGCAGGCAAGCUUUUAGAUCCUGUAAGGGUGGUGGCACAAAUUCUGAUGUACCCUUUCUUCAUUGGGAGCAUGCCCAUGCGUUCUGAGAUAAAACUGGCAAACUCGUACUUCUAUGAUAAGGCUAUGUGCAUUCUCUCAUGGAAACUCUUCCUACCUAAAGAAGAUUACAACCUGGACCACCCAGCUGCUAACCCUCUGGUUCAUGGAAAUGAGAUACCCCUUAAGCACAUGCCCCCAACACUAACAGUUGUAGCAGAACAUGACUGGAUGCGGGAUCGUGCUAUAGUUUAUUCGGAGGAGCUUCGUAAGGUCAAUGUGGAUGCUCCUGUUCUUGAUUACAAGGAUGCUGUGCAUGAGUUUGCCACCCUUGAUGUGUUAUCUAAAACACAACAGGCCCAAGUAUGUGCGGAGGACAUUUCUAUAUGGGUUAAAAAGUAUAUCUCACUCAGAGGGCAUGAGUUUUCUUAUUGAUAAGUUGGAAAAAGGGAGAAGUGAAGGGGCAAAAUGCAACUAAAAGAAUUGCAGGAGUAACAUUGUAUGUAUAUAUCAACCAACUUUGUUUGUACAAUCUUUUAGGUUGCUCAUGGUUCCUCUCCAUCCUUUUCCCCAUCACUUGUUGUCUGUAAUCUGAUGGUUGCGAUAGGCAUUUUUGUCCAUUGUUUUUGGUUGGUAGCUUAUUCAUUUGUUCAUAUUCUUUAGAUUUAAGUUGAGUGGAAUAUAUAUAUGCUAUUUUAAUACA